GUGCAGCUUAAAAAUUCAUAUUACGCAUCCGCCAUGUUGUCCUUGUGAUUGUGUGUGUGUGUGUAAAAAUCACUUGUAGAUUAAUCAAAACUUUUUGAAUAUACAUUUUUUUAACAUAAGCAAAUUAACUUGCAGCUCGAGCAAAAGAAAAAGCAAAGAUUUUAAUAAAUGAAAAACUAGUUCAACUGCCAAGAGCUUACUAUUUUUUAGCAUAAAGCUCAAUGCUCCUGGCUAAUUGGCCCAAUCAAACUGCUGGCAGUUAAUCAAACUGCCAAGAGCAGGCGGCAGUCGCCAGUCGCUAGUCGCCAAUUCAAACAAUUAAAAUCAUAAAACUCAUCGCAAAAGCCGCCAAAGCGAACUGAAAUACACAAAGACAAUUGUCAAGAUACAGGACAAGAUAAACGGAACUAAUGCGACCCAAGGAAGUGGAUGAGUUUGUGAAAUUAAGAAAAACGCUCGGAAUGCGGCCAGUGUCGAGUGCAACAUCCGGUGCAUAAAUGAAAAUAAAUACCAAGCCGGCUAGCAAACAAACCAGAAAACGAGAACUGUCAGCGGCAGGAGCAGAAACAAGAGAAGCUAGAAAACUGGAACUGGAACUGGACCUGAAGCCGUAGUAGCUGUGCACUAGCCACCGACUGGCCCACGGCCGGUUGAAGCGACAAAUGUUAGCCAAACGGAUGUGCAGAUUAGGCCAGAACAGUUGUCCAUCAGACGUCUAAACAAUAGACUCAAACAAAAACAAAGAUAAAAACAACAGCAGCAACAAUAACAAAUCUUUGCAAUAUGUGCGCCAACAGAGCAACAACAACUCAAACAAAAACAACAUCCGGCAAUGCGUCGGCUGACCUCAUCGGCGGCGACUUCUCUGGCAGCAGGAGCAGCAGUCGUCCGUCCUGGCUGGCGCAAGGACAACGUUUAAACUUGCGCAUAUUUAAACUUUUGAUUAGCUGCUGCCUUCUAAUGUGCUGCAUUUAUACAAAUGCCUGGCAAUUGUCCAUUGGCCAUCUGGGGGUCAUGGCCGGCAGCAUCAAGGGGCGCGGCGAAACGCACCGACUGGACGAGAUUGGCGCUGGCUCACUGACGCGCUCCUGGCUAACGCAAAGCAAUAAUCAUGCCAACAUCUCCGAAUUGUUGGACAAUUUGCUGCGUGGCUAUGAUAAUAGCAUUCGACCGGAUUUCGGUGGUCCUCCUGCCACCAUUGAGGUGGACAUAAUGGUGCGUAGUAUGGGUCCAAUAUCAGAAGUGGAUAUGACCUACUCGAUGGACUGUUACUUUCGACAAUCCUGGGUGGAUAAACGGCUUGCCUUCGAGGGUGCCCAGGACACGCUGGCGCUGUCAGUGUCAAUGCUGGCGCGCAUUUGGAAGCCGGAUACGUAUUUCUACAAUGGCAAACAGAGCUAUUUGCACACGAUAACCACCCCGAAUAAGUUUGUGCGCAUCCAUCAGAAUGGACGCAUUCUGUACUCCAGCCGGCUGACAAUUAAGGCAGGCUGUCCCAUGAAUCUCGCGGAUUUUCCCAUGGACAUACAGAAAUGCCCACUGAAAUUUGGCUCAUUUGGCUACACGACGUCGGAUGUCAUUUAUCGGUGGAACAAAGAGCGACCUGCAGUUGCCAUUGCGGAGGACAUGAAAUUGUCACAAUUCGAUUUGGUCUAUUGUCCGGCGGGUAAUAUAACGGACAUUGUUUACAAGGCAGCCGCUCCGAUGCCCCAGCACUACAACAACAAGGACACGUUCUCAUCCAAGCAGCCGCCCAACCCCAACAACAAGAACAACAACAACAACAACAACAAAGUGAUGACAACUUUUGCGGGUCCGGGUGCCAAAAAUCAACAUGUCCGUGGCACUGGCUUAAAACUAGACAAAGGCGCCUUCGGCUCGGGACGCGGCGUUGCCGGUGGCGGCGGACUUGUCACGAAUCUGGCAGGCAGCAUCAGCUUGGAAACGCAUCAUCCAUCGGAAUACUCGAUGCUGAUGGUCAAUUUUCAUCUGCAGCGGCACAUGGGCAACUUUCUGAUUCAGGUCUACGGGCCUUGCUGUCUGCUGGUGGUGCUCAGCUGGGUCUCCUUUUGGCUGAAUCGUGAGGCGACGGCGGAUCGCGUUUCUCUCGGCAUUACCACGGUGCUGACCAUGACAUUUCUGGGCCUAGAGGCACGCACAGAUCUGCCCAAGGUGUCGUAUCCCACAGCGUUGGACUUCUUUGUGUUCCUCUCGUUUGGCUUCAUCUUUGCGACCAUUCUGCAAUUUGCUGUCGUCCAUUACUUUACCAAAUAUGGUUCCGGGGAGUGUUACUUUAUUAUUGAGGAGCUGGACUCGGAUUCGGCGGAAUCCGAAACGGAUGCAGAUGCCAGUGGUCAGUCGGACUUUCGUGGCAGCAGUGAAUCCAAGAUCUAUGAGGUAAUACCGUUGUCCAUGUGUGCCAUCAACAUGCCAGCAUCCGGCAGCAGUCGCCUGGGCAUGCUCCACUCCAGACGCACCACGCGUAAUCGACGCCACGGACUGGCGGGCUUUAGCUUCUGGCGCUGCCUGGACUGGUUCAGCUGCCGGCGACGACGGCGUCAGCCUCGCAAGGCUACCUGCUCCGAUGAGGAUGAGGAGUACGACGAACAGACGCAACUGCGCUUCGAUGAGGCGCCCUGCACCUCAGCAGCUGCAGCGGCAGCGGCGGCGGCGGCGGCGGCAACAGCUGCACAAAGCCCACCGCCCACAGUGGGACGCAGGCGCAUGUCCUUCUAUAGACGCGAGGAGCUGGAGGCGCGCCGCAAGGGCAAACGCACACCGCAAUACAAUUCGGUAUCGAAGAUAGAUCGUGCCUCGAGAAUUGUAUUCCCAUUGCUGUUCUUUCUGAUCAAUGUGUUCUACUGGUAUGGCUACCUGUCCAGGAGCUCGCGCAUUUUGGCCAAUACGCAAACGAGCACCUGAUGUUACCUUUUAGCAAUUUAGACACAGUCCCUAAAGAAGUCCAGCGUUCCACAAGGAAGAGCAGCGGCACUGGGAGAGUGUUAAACUAUUCGAUCAAGGUGAUCAUUACGGCUUCAGUUAUUUGCUCUUAACCUGAUUUGCUUACUGCUAUGAACGCUUUUUGAGAUUUCUUUACGCGCUAAAUUGCUAAACAUAAAAUGCUAAAUUUACAUAUCACAGGACUACAACUUGUACAUAUAUACAUAGGCACAUAACACUAUAUAUAUGCCAUAUGUAUGUGUAUCCGAUACAUCAAUAUUAUUUGUACAGUUAGCCAAUAAGUUGCCAUUUACUUGAGCUUUUAAACGCUUUGUUAAAAUACAAUAUAACUGCUAAUUCUAAUAAGUGCUUGUUAAACAUAUAUUUAUAGCAUUAAAUUGUUCGGUUCGCCCAAAGAGCUUGACGAGAUAUUCUUCUCUGAAUAUAAAUGUGCUGGCUAGUAAAUACUUAUCAGCAAAAAUAUAAUACGAGCAACUGUUGGUUACUAAUAGUAAAUAAAACUCAAAGUAAAAGCUGUUGCUAUCAUAAAUUACAGCAUAACAAUUAAAAUAAUUAAAAGCUAAUGGCAUAACUUUAAUUAGCAUUUCAACUUGCCAGCACAUUGAGUAAAUAUAUAUAUG
Drosophila montana is the source of this 3581-nucleotide messenger RNA. It is a transcript of the gene Grd, whose product is annotated as Glycine receptor. Gene Ontology annotation, biological process: chemical synaptic transmission; regulation of membrane potential; nervous system process. The record is from RefSeq and is a predicted model, not a curated record. Gene Ontology annotation, molecular function: transmembrane signaling receptor activity; extracellular ligand-gated monoatomic ion channel activity; neurotransmitter receptor activity. The coding region runs from base 784 to 2922 and encodes 712 amino acids. Gene Ontology annotation, cellular component: synapse; neuron projection; plasma membrane. Lineage: Eukaryota; Metazoa; Arthropoda; Insecta; Diptera; Drosophilidae. The transcript is spliced from 5 exons.